AUGUCUUCAGAUGGAAUAAAUAGUAAUACAUGUGCUGCCCAUACUCUAGAAUUAUGUAUUAAAAAAUUACUUGAUAUACAGAUAUUUUCUACCCUCAUAAAACGAGCGUCAAACAUUGUAAGUGCGUUUAAGCAUUCGUAUAAAAGAUCAUAUGCAUUAGAAAAUGUAUUAGAACAAUUAGGCAAACCAAAAUUAACAGUUAUACAAAGCUGCCCUGUGCGAUGGAAUUUGACUAUGUUUAUGCUGGAACGGUUGCUAGAAAUACGACAAAGAAUAGUCACCGUAAUGGCUGAUCGUAUGCACUUUACUCGACAAGAAGCUCAAAAGUUAGAGUUCAUUGAAGAAGAUUGGGAUAAUUGUAAUAUUCUUUUCAAUUUAUUGAAGUCAAUACAUUCAGCAACAACCGUUCUAUGUGCAGAUAAAAAAGUGACAAUUUCAUUAAUAAGGCCAAUUAUUCAUAGUUUGAUUUUUAAACAUCUCAAAAUUAAUGAAAAUGAUAAUGCAUUAGUGACAAAUUUUAAAACUUCAGUUUCACAAGAACUUUCAGUUCAUUUCGCAAUUGAGGAAAAUUCUCCAGAAGAAAUUAAUAUUGCUCAAAUAUCUUGUUUGUUGAAUCCAAGGUACAAAUAUUUAAAUUUUGAGUACCUAUUCUAA
Messenger RNA from Rhopalosiphum maidis (corn leaf aphid), 654 nucleotides. RefSeq names its product zinc finger BED domain-containing protein 4-like. The coding region runs from base 1 to 654 and encodes 217 amino acids. The record is from RefSeq and is a predicted model, not a curated record. The transcript has a single exon. Lineage: Eukaryota; Metazoa; Arthropoda; Insecta; Hemiptera; Aphididae.